Falco peregrinus (peregrine falcon) is the source of this 6105-nucleotide messenger RNA. RefSeq names its product ciliogenesis associated kinase 1 (gene CILK1). Gene Ontology annotation, cellular component: nucleus; cytoplasm; cilium. The coding region runs from base 753 to 2621 and encodes 622 amino acids. The record is from RefSeq and is a predicted model, not a curated record. The transcript has 14 exons. Gene Ontology annotation, biological process: intraciliary transport; intracellular signal transduction; cilium assembly. Gene Ontology annotation, molecular function: protein serine/threonine kinase activity; ATP binding. NCBI's taxonomy places the organism in Eukaryota, Metazoa, Chordata, Aves, Falconiformes, Falconidae.
GCUAGUUCGUAGCUCGGUAUUUCUGCGUCCCUCUUUUAUUAUUUACACUCCUCUCGGGGACGUGAGACAAGCCAGUCACCAGGGGAUUUUUAUUCUCUUUUCGGUUACGUUAAAGCCCCCCUCAGCUGUAUGUAAUCACCUCUCGGGUAGCCGCGGUGCUGCGCCGUCGUCUCUCGCCUCCCCCGCCGACAGCCGCCUGCUUUUGGGGCGACCCCUAAACCCUCCCCGCGGCCGAAGCCGCGCCGGGGCCCGCAGGCCCUCGCUGCCCACCCUCCCGCGAGGGGACCAGCCGGGCGGCGCGGAGGCGAGCACCGCCGGCUUGACGGCCCUCCCGGCUGCUGUCGUGGGGCGUUAUCCCCCCGCGGGGAGCCCCGCCGCCGUCGGGCGGGGAGCGCCAAAGGCCGGGGCCGGGGCGGGGGGCGCGGCGGCCGGCGGCGCCCUGAGCGAGGCCCGCGGUCGGCGUGGGCCGCAGCUGGGCUGAGGCGGCGCGAGGGGGCCGCGGCGGGAGCCGCCCGGAGCGGCGGCGCCGCCAUUGGGGACCUCUGCCGCUUCGGCGGGCCGGGGCUCGGCUGGAGGAGGGCGCGCCCGCGCACCACCAAAGGCUAAGUCUUGAAAACAUGAUUCCUGCAACUGUUCACACUGUCCUGAGUGCUCUAUAUUUAUGCUGCCACAGAAAGAACUGGUUACACUCGGAGGAGAAACACAAGAAACACUAAGGACUGAAAUGCGUUUGCGGCUAAAGUAUCGUCAUCAUGAAUAGGUAUACAACCAUCAGACAGCUUGGUGAUGGGACCUAUGGCUCUGUCCUCCUAGGGAGAAGCAUUGAAUCUGGAGAGCUAAUAGCCAUUAAAAAAAUGAAGAGAAAGUUUUAUUCCUGGGAGGAGUGCAUGAACCUUCGAGAGGUUAAGUCUUUGAAGAAAUUAAACCAUGCCAAUGUAGUAAAGCUGAAAGAAGUUAUCAGAGAAAAUGAUCAUCUGUAUUUUGUGUUUGAAUACAUGAAGGAAAAUCUUUACCAGUUAAUGAAAGAAAGAAACAAACUGUUUCCAGAGUCUACAGUUAGGAAUAUUAUGUAUCAGAUCCUGCAAGGCCUUGCAUUUAUUCAUAAGCAUGGGUUCUUUCACAGAGACUUGAAACCUGAAAAUCUCCUUUGCAUGGGACCAGAACUUGUGAAAAUAGCAGACUUUGGCUUAGCCCGAGAAAUCCGAUCUAGACCUCCUUAUACCGAUUAUGUAUCCACGAGAUGGUACAGGGCUCCUGAAGUCCUUCUGCGAUCCACCAGCUAUAGCUCUCCAAUAGAUAUUUGGGCUGUUGGUUGUAUAAUGGCAGAAGUUUACACACUGAGGCCUCUCUUCCCAGGCGCCAGUGAAAUUGAUACUAUAUUCAAAAUUUGCCAAGUCUUGGGGACACCAAAGAAGAAUGACUGGCCUGAAGGCUACCAGCUUUCAGCCUCCAUGAAUUUUCGCUGGCCUCAGUGUGUACCUAACAACCUAAAAACUCUCAUACCUAAUGCUAGCAGUGAAGCGGUGCAGCUCAUGAGAGACAUGCUGCAGUGGGACCCCAAAAAGCGGCCAACAGCUAGUCAGGCACUUCGAUAUCCGUACUUCCAGGUUGGGCAUGCUCUGGGCAUUCAGGAACUGGGGAAACAAAAGGAACUGCAUAAUAAAUCAUCUCUGCAUAUUAAACCUGUCCCCCCAGCACAGCCGCCUCUGAAACCUCACACUCGCAUUUCAUCAAGGCCUUUUCAACAAAGCCAGUCUUCUCAGCUCCUGGUAUACCCGUAUAGGACAGACAACUCUGGGGCUGAGCACAGUAACUACUUACAGGAGGACAAGUCUAACCAGGUUCUUCUGCCUGCAAUUCACAAUAAGGUUCCUCAGCAGAAAACAUCUGCUGGGACUGAGAAUAUAAAUGGUGAACUUAAACCAAAAACUAGGCGAAGAUGGGGACAUCUUGCUAGAACAGUGAAGAGUUCUGAAGACUGGGAUGACUUGGAAGACCUUGAUUUCAGCUCUUCCAUCACCAGGGUGGACUUGAAAAACAAGAAGAGGCAGAGUGAUGAAACUCUUUGUAGAUUUGAAAGCAUUUUGGACCUGAAGCCUGUGGAUGCUGUAGGCUCUGGCAGCAGUGCACCUUCCCAUGUGACCUUUCCACGGCAGGACACUCCCACCUUGCGAGUUUCUGCAGCAAAGCAACACUACUUGAGACAUUCUAGGUAUCUGCCUGGAAUAAGCACAAGGAAUACCAUAGUCUCCACUUCAAACAAAGAGUCUGUUCUGUCUAAUCCCUGGCCUAGUUCUGGUUUGCCUGGGAAAGCAUCUGGUUUGGGAGGAAGUAUUAACAGGAUGAAUUCAGGGCCCUUAGGAUCAAGUGGUCUAACUAGUGGUUAUGUCCCUUCAUUUCUGAAGAAGGAAGUAGGCUCUGCUGGGCAGAGGGUUCAGUUGGCACCAGUUGUGGAUCCAUCUUCUAAUUAUUCUUCUCUGAAGUCAGUAAGACCGCAUCUUGGGCGGCCAUCGUUCAACUCGCCUACAAAAAGCACACCAAGGUUAAUGCCUCUCCCCCCACCAGCUCAGCCAAUCCAUGGGCGUGUUGACUGGUCUGCAAAGUAUGGUGCUCACCGGUGACGUGUGGAAAUACUCUCUGAACCAGUGCGUGUUUCCCGUUAAAUGGUUGUUAACAUGAGACAAUUUGAUACUGAUUUAUAUACCUGUAAAUUUGAAAGAAACAGAUCUUCUAUGAAUGAGUCAUUUUGAAGGGUUUUUUACUUUUAUUUGUAUUAAUUUGAAUGCAGUCUUGUACCUUUUUGUAUAAAUUGUUUUGUUAUAUAAUUGGGUCCGGUUAUUUUCAUAAAUCUGAUACAUUUUGUAUAUAUGGCUUAGGGGGUUUGGCAUUUUUAUAUGAUAAAUUUUUAUAAUGAACUUUUUAAAAAUUGAACUUUUCCUUUAUUAGAAUCAAUUUUUUUAUAAAAGUGGGUAAAAAAAAGCAAAGUGGUGCAAUAUUGCAGUGGAAGAGAAGUACUGAGGAAGGGGCAUUCAUUAGACAUUUUCUGAAGUUUAUGUGCUAAAUAAGGCUGUAUAAUUUCAGCGAAGCCACAUCUUGAUGCCAUGCUUCUGUUGUCCUGUGCUCAUUUGCUUUGUACUGACAUCAAAGGAAUGAGUGACUAACAGUCUAAACUCUCAUUUGCACUCAGAGACUGCUGAAGGUCGGGGGGGUGCUUCUUAUUUUUCAUUUAUUUGGCCUUUAAAGGAGUUUUUGGACUGCUUCCAGCGUUCCAGCUCCAUUCUUGGGCUUUAACCAAAUUUGGGGAAUCUCCUUGUUCGGUGAAGGGUGAAAACCCUUCUGUAGAUCUGUGUUCUGACACAGCGCUCUUUUGUCCUGCUUCAGAGUUGCUUCUUGGCAUUGUUCACUUUGAAAUAGAAUGUGGACCUACCUCUGUUAAAUUCAUUUAAAUGUUCUGAUGAUUUAUAAGGAGAAAAAUCAGAUUGUUUCUUCUUUUUUUCUUGUUGGGAAUAUAAGAUCUGAAGACAUAUUUAAGACAGUAUUAACAAUUAUAAAGCUGGUUUCAGAGUAACAAAGUAUUAGUGAUAUACCAGCAGCAGAGUUUAAGGAAACAAUAUCUAUGCAGCCGACUUAAUUUUCACAACUGCUUUAAAUCACUUGUGGGGAAAAAAAAAUCCAAAGGAAAUUAGUCAGUUUAAGAUAGUUCUUCUCUUCAAUACAUCUUCACUUACAAUGUGAAGAGUAUGUCAGCUUCUGUAAAUUAGUCCUCCAGGCUCUACUGCAAAAAAUGGAACCUUACCUGGUCCUGCUAAAAAACAUUCUAAAAUUGUAGUUGAUUUCACAGAAACUGAUACAGCUGUUUAAAGAGCAGUUUAACUCAGUUUAUGAGAGAAAAUUAUUUAUCAGGUUAUAGGGAAGAGAAAAUCGCUGCAUUGCCUGGUUUAAUGCUGCUCUGGAAAGGAAUGCCAGAGUCCAGCCGUCAGCAAAAGAUUAGUUUAGAUCACAGCCAGAAUUUGGAUGUUCCUGCACAUCCUUCCACAGAAGAAAGAACAGUUCUGUGGGAGAACACCUUUUAUAGUUGUGUUUUGGAACAGCACCACCAAAGCUAAAGUGUGCGUAAAAAUGCAUCUUCCUGCAGAAGCGUACAGAAAUGUUCACCUGUCUGAGCUCAUUUUAUGAACAGAUCGGGCAAAUUGUAUAUUUGUCAGACUUAAACCUAGUCUAAAGGGAUCCGAACAGGUAUGGUUCUCAGCAUCCAGCCAUUUGAAAGGAGCUGAAUGACAGUGUGUUAGUGAGACCCUCUCCGUGGGAUCUGCCGGUACCCCACAAGGGGCAGCCACUGUGGACUGGAGACUGGUAAUGCACGCUGGCCUUUUCAGUACUCCUGUAGAGAACCUGUGGGACUUGGAGGAAACUGUACCCUAGAGUAGGCUGCUGGCUCAGUGCUACGGGGGGAACCAUGAGGAGCACCGCUCACUGUUUGCUAUUAUGGGCUCGGUCCACAGUGAGACAGACAGUACGAGUCAAAAAGGGAGCAAAAGGGUCUAUGCAUUAAAAAAAAGUACGCAUGUAAGACUUACAUAUGCCAAGGAUGUGUUAUGUGUCGAGCUACUCCGUUAUUUGUUCAUAGCGAGUAGACUCCAAACCAUACCUAACUGCUUCCAAAGCAGUGAUGCCAAUGCAUAGCAGUAAAUUAAAGCAGCCAUUUGAUUUCUAUGGCACACACUGAUGGUGCCUUUGGGUAAAUGGAAAGGGAAACAUGUAAAUUUGUGUUAGAACUGGAAAGAAAGUUGCUUCUCUUGGUGGAAAUAAAUAUCUGUAUUUAUGUCUAGAUAUCAUUUAAUUUAUUUUAUCACUGAAUAAUUUGUCUCAAGAGGGGAACACCCUGAACCUGUCCUAAGUUUUCCUAGACCUAAGUAGGCAAUUUAACUGUUGCAUACACUGAAUUUCUACUACUGGAAGCAGGAGAUGAACAAGUCACAAGAACAGGCUGCUGAGGCUUGUAUUCAUCCUACCUAGCUGCAGGCACCUAAGCAUCAGCUCCUUUGUUGUGAGCUAACUCUUUAAACCAGUGGUGAGUGAGAACCAUCUCAAGAGAAAUUUGGUUCACCUGAGAACUUAGUAACCCUCUUGAGAUGCCUGGAUCUCUGCACUAAGGAUGGGGGCUACUCCAUGUGUUAAAAGUGAUACAGGAUGAAUCUGAGCCUGGCCUGUAAUCUCUGAACCUUUAUCAACCCUGCAGAGAUUUUCUUGACAAUAGCAUUCAGGGUUUGAUCGGUCCAGCAAACAGGCUGGAAAAAGUAGUAGUGCUUUUUUUAUUUUGGCUUACCUCCUCCUCUCCCAAAUUAAAGCCUUUAUUUUGGAAAAAAAGGCUGCUAAUCUUGAUAUUCAGAAUCACUUCUGCUAGGUUUAACUUGGUGGGACAGAAAAUUAGCAAAGUAUAAUGGCAGCACUUGUAGCCUUUAAUCAAGAAAAUUCAUAAUGAAGUUGGAAAAAAUUAUUUUCGAGUAAGGUCUGAGUUGACUGAGCUAUGUAUUUUACUGUGCUGUCUGUGUGUGCAAUAUAGAUAUGGAAAAGAUGUAGGUCUCAUACUGAAAUCUGGACAAGCAGCGCUAUCUGAGAAUUUAUCCUAUGUAACCUGCUACUUUGUGCUUUAAUAUUUAGCAGCAUCUUUAUGCAAAAUGUUUUUAGAAUCCUACUGUUUACAUUUUCUCAGGCUUAUGCAUAAUGUGUAAUAAUGACUGUUGGAAGUAAAGGAGCCUGGCAGUGGACUCAUUCAGCUCUGUAAUCCAGAUUUUUGUAAAAGAAUUGUGUAAGUGCCAUGAUGUUAGAAAAAAAAACCAACCCCCCCGCAAAAAAAACCCCAAACCAAGCCAGAAAACCCACUUCUAUGUUGAUGUGAGUAGGUUGCCAUAAUGUGAGGAGGAAAACAAAUACUAAAAGAACAUUUUUGUACAUAUGUGGAAGGAGAGGGUGGAAUUGUCAGAGUUGAGUAAAGAAAUAAUGGCUUUUGUUUAUUCAGUGGUUUUGUUCGAAUAUGUAUAAAUGUUUGGUUUCGUUCCUUCUCUGUCACGUCUCCUGCCCAGAAUAAAGUUACUCUUGAAGAAA